AGCCACCGUAUCACGUGACCAGUGACGUCUGGUCUUACGCAUGGAGGCGCACAUGUAGCGCAAGCUGACCUCGUCUAAAAUGGAUUUAUGUUCCACUGUGUGCGGAAUACUUCAAUAGUUUGAGACAUACAUGCUUUUAUCUGCUUUGGAUGUCUGCAAGGGCACUGUGGCGUCAAGCAGCUACGCUGCGCGUAAUCGCCCAUUCACCAUGCGGGCCGGUGUACAGAGCUCAGCAUCUCUCCUCAGAGUGGAAAAAUGGAAAAGUCCAGAAGGAGAAAAAGAGCCAAACAGUGCAACAUCCACCAAGUGCAGACAAUGCCGAGGGGUGCUCGCUGGUGUACAAUCCCUCUGCUUACUACCAAUCCAGAACAGAGCUCUCCGCCAUCCAGAGAGGUUCACUGAGAGAAGAGGAAACCUCUGAGCCCAUCCCAGGUGCUGGGUUCAGACAGCAGAGUAAUCACUAUAUGAUCGGUUCCUCGCGCCACUUAUCCAUCUCUAAAAAUGCCCAGCUUGGUUUUGGUUUUAAUCGAGAAGUAGCCUACAAAGGGCGUAAAGUUGAUCAUUCUAAAGAUGAUAUCUCCACAUAUGUAAAAAGGGACACGCGUGCCUUUCAGAGGUGCAGGCCUGAGUAUAGCAUGAUGACCUAUGACGUGUCCCAGCGUCCACCUGCUAUUCAGAUAAAAGAUGGCUUGUUACUACUUCAUAAAGCUGCCCUGAUGAAAAACAUUGAUGCCUCAAAUAUAGCACAUUUUCUUUGCGAACUUGGCCACUUGGAACCCGAACAGACCGUGACGGUCAGAGGCAACAUGCGUUUCUCCAUGCUGCUGCGAUACAGUGUGGAGAACCUGCAAAACUUUACAAAUCUGCAGCUGAUUGAGGUUUUGCGUGCCUUUGUGAGACUGGGAUUGUCCCACCACCACAGCAUACUGGACUUGUAUGAAGCUGAAUUCAGCCGCCGGACCAAUGAGAUGGAGCUGCACCAGCUUCUACUCGUGGCUGACCUGUGGCGAUGCCUCGGACGGUCAGUCCCGCAGUACGUGGAAAAAUUGUGUGACUGCAUUAGCAAGCAUUUUAACCAGAUGGGUCCACCAGAGCUGGUCCAGUUUGUGUAUAUACUAGGAGAAAGUCGACAGUGUCCUGCAUUUGUUCUUCAGUGUCUAGAAGGCAUUAUAAUGCGCCAUCUAGAAGAGCUGAAGGGUGAAGAAGUGGGUGCUGUUUGCUUGGGUCUGUUCAAAACUCAGAACUCACUCUCAGAGGGAGCAUUGCGCAGGCUUGUGGACCGAGCCUGUGUUGUAGUUAAGGAAAUGAGUGACUUUGGCAUUGUGAAUGUGAUGAAACUAAUGAGAUUCAGCCACCUGGACCACCUCCCCUGGUUGGAGACCCUUAGCUCUGAAGUGCCCCGCCGUGCUCCACAGAUGGCCGUCCAGGGCUUAAUGCACAUCGCUUUGACCUGCUCUGCACUGCACUACCGUGAUGACCGUGUUCUCCUGGCGGUAGCAAAACGCCUACCCCAUUUACCAUCUCAGUACAGGAGCAAAGAUGCUGCUAAGCUUCUGUGGGCAUUUGGCAACCUGGGCAUCCUUCCCAGCCAGUGCCCCAGCCUUCACCCUCGACUCACAGAAGUCCUGCGAGACAGAGAGUCGGAAUUCCGCAGCUACCCUGAACACCUCUUAACAGCCCUGCUUGGCUUGGCAUUUGUGGGUCAGUUCCCGCAUGACUUGCUGAGUUUGGCUUUAAGCCCUGAAUUCACAAACCAAGUCACAGGAUUGAUAGAUUUGAAGAAGGAUCUCUUCACUCUGGAUGGGACGGUGGCGAUUGAGCUGCCUGGCUGGACCGGGCCACGGAUGAAUCCCACAAUCCAGGAGGAGGUGACUAAACAGCUAUGGGAUUUUGCUGAGUCUGAAUUGUGUCAGAAACCAGAGGUUCUUGAAGCAGAGGCUAUUCUCCAGGAGCUGCUGGGAGGAAAGGUAUUCGUGCACAAGCGAAUGAUCUUACCACAUAUGCGCUCUAUCGACCUCGAAGUGCACUUGGAUCCCAGUGGAAAUCCUCUGCCUGUUGCAUCUGAGACCUAUCAAAGCCACUAUAAUCCAGACAAGGGAUCAUUUUGGCCUUUGGAUUGGAAAGAAAUGCACACAGGAGUGACCCUGACAGAUGAUCUGUUGGCACAGUUGACCAGUGGCAAAAAAACAGCCAUGUCAACGACUAUGUCCAGCCAGCAACCAAUUCUUCGUCCUGUGGAGGUGUCCAUCAAAAGAGAAAGUAUUCUAAGUGUGGGAGUUGACCUGACUGAUGAUCUCCUGCAUGCUAUAACAAAACGGCAGCAUUCUUCCAUCCACAGCCACGCUACCUCAGAGUCAGCAAUUGCUCGGCUUGCGGUUCAAGUGACCAGUAGAAACCAUUAUUGUUACAGGACACAGAGGUUAACCGGGCUGUACACGAUGAAGAGGAGGCAGUUAGCUUUGGCAGGGUAUACAGUUGUGGAGCUUCCACAUUGGGAAUGGUUCCCACUGCUCCGACGCUCCCUCGCUGAGAGACUUGCUUACAUGCACUGCAAAAUUUUUAGUAGUUUUGACUCCCGAAAUAGGAAAUGAUUUCUAAUUUGUUGUCUUAAAGUGCAUUUGAUUAUUAUUUGUGGAUGUGAACAACAAUUUUUAGUUACAUAAUUGUAAUAUAUAAAAAGUGAAAAUAAAACUUAAAAAGAAGGAUGUAAUGCA
Messenger RNA from Pangasianodon hypophthalmus (striped catfish), 2714 nucleotides. It is a transcript of the gene fastkd5, whose product is annotated as FAST kinase domain-containing protein 5, mitochondrial. Gene Ontology annotation, molecular function: RNA binding. NCBI's taxonomy places the organism in Eukaryota, Metazoa, Chordata, Actinopteri, Siluriformes, Pangasiidae. The coding region runs from base 150 to 2591 and encodes 813 amino acids. The transcript is spliced from 2 exons. Gene Ontology annotation, biological process: mitochondrial RNA processing; regulation of mitochondrial mRNA stability. Gene Ontology annotation, cellular component: mitochondrial matrix; ribonucleoprotein granule. The record is from RefSeq and is a predicted model, not a curated record.